AUGUACAUCAAGGAUCAUUAUCCACGCAACGUGUAUCACACGUCAUUCCACUACCUUUUUCAUUUCUUCUGGACGACCCCAGAAAAGCGGGUUUUCGAUGAGCCGGUACUUGCACAAGUCCUUUCCAACAUGCCACUAGAGUUUCGUGGGUCCGAAACUCGCCAUGGCUCUCAACGAAUGUUUUCCGAGGAUGAGGUGACGGUCAUUGUGUCAAACCAGGCCAGUCUGAAGUACCAGGAUAUGCUCAAGGCCAAUUCUCAGUCUCUCAGUGACCUGGGUGCCUUUGGUCUGCCUUGGCUUGUAGUCAGCAACUCUGAAGGGCACAAAGAGCCUUUUUUUGGCAGUGACAGGUAA
Metarhizium robertsii ARSEF 23 is the source of this 354-nucleotide messenger RNA. RefSeq names its product DSBA-like thioredoxin domain-containing protein. Gene Ontology annotation, cellular component: peroxisome; mitochondrion. Gene Ontology annotation, molecular function: glutathione transferase activity; glutathione peroxidase activity. The transcript has a single exon. NCBI's taxonomy places the organism in Eukaryota, Fungi, Ascomycota, Sordariomycetes, Hypocreales, Clavicipitaceae. The record is from RefSeq and is a predicted model, not a curated record. Gene Ontology annotation, biological process: glutathione metabolic process. Bases 1 to 354 code for a protein of 117 amino acids.